UCGCCGUCCACAUCCCGAGCUGUUCCCCCUCACCCCGGGCCCUAUCUCCGCAGAAUACGACCGUCCUCAGUUUACUCUGCUGCAUAUUUUCCUUUCGGCCAUUAUGCUUCCGACAUCGACGGUAGCGACCGUGUCCGUAGCGACCAUCGCAACCGGUCUGCUAGGUUACGCAGUCUACUUUGAUUACCAACGCCGUAAAUCUGCCGACUUUCGCCGAGAGCUACGACGAGAGGAGAGGCGGCAAGCCCGGCUCGAGAAGGAGCAAGCCGUGCUGCAGAACAAGGCCAAGAGUCAUGAUAUUCACGCUGCUGUGGACGCGGCGCAGGAAGUUGGAUUCCCUACCUCCGUCAACGAGAAGGAGCAGUACUUUAUGGAGCAUGUGCAGCAGGGCGAGAUCUUGGCUGCCGAUUCUUCCCAAACAACAGAAGCCGCGCUCGCAUUCUACAAGGCUCUCAAGGUUUACCCGACCCCAGGAGACCUUAUCUCCAUCUAUGACAAAACGGUUGACAAGCGUGUACUAGACGUUUUGGCCGAGAUGAUCGCAUACGACAAGAACCUAGACCUUGAAGGCGCCAGCGCCGGAAUGGGCGGUCUAGAGGGAAUGCCUCUGCCCGGUCUCGAUUAAACCCAAACAUAACGUCAUAUCAGUGCUCACCCGAAGCUUGCCUUCGGUUCGCAUAAGCCUCCACUCUCCAACAGAACCACGUCACGAAACCGGCAACCCACUUGCGUUGCCAACACAGGAAGGCCAAGGGCCUUUUGUAAGGCGCGAGGCGAAUCAAGCCUAGAUAGAUGACUAGGCGUAGGAU
Molecule: messenger RNA, 809 nt
Organism: Pseudomassariella vexata
Lineage: Eukaryota; Fungi; Ascomycota; Sordariomycetes; Amphisphaeriales; Pseudomassariaceae
Product: mitochondrial outer membrane translocase complex, subunit Tom20 domain-containing protein
Exons: 4
Coding region: 104-625 (173 amino acids)
Biological process (GO): protein targeting; protein import into mitochondrial matrix; tRNA import into mitochondrion
Cellular component (GO): mitochondrial outer membrane; mitochondrial outer membrane translocase complex
Molecular function (GO): transmembrane protein transporter activity
Source: RefSeq, a predicted model, not a curated record